AUGUUCUACGAGGCAGCCUCAUUCGUGACAUUCCUCCUGUGUGCCACCACACUCAUCGCCCAGCUAACAUUUCUACCGUUGAUAUUCCGUCGAAGCAGUCAUAUACGAUCGAACAUUCAAAAUCAUGUCGAUAAGUUCAUGCUUCUCUCUGACCGUGCCCAUGUUCAACUCACUCUGAUGCGUCGUGAAUCUCAACGAUUCAAACGAUCAGUUCUGCCACUUUGUGAGCCAUAUGAGCCCGGCCCACCCGGUCCAGCUGGUGAUGAUGGAGAGGAUGGCGAGCCAGGUGAUGAUGGUCCCGAAGGGCGUCGCGGUUUAGAUGAACGUGAUAUCGUCGCACAACUCAGUCAAAAAUGCAUCGUCUGUCCGCAGGGCCGAGUUGGACCGGUUGGAGCGCCCGGAAAUCGUGGUAUUCGAGGACUGAAAGGCGAUAAGGGAUAUCCUGGAAUACCAGGUUUUGACGGACGGGAUGGUGAUAUUGGAGAAGAAGGACCGAUAGGUUUUAAUGGUACCAACGGAAGACCAGGACCCAAAGGUCCGCCAGGCCGAUCAGCUCCCGGUGGAACGGGUGAACCAGGUCCGAAAGGCUUACCAGGACCAAUCGGAAGAACUGGCCCACAAGGAAAACGAGGUAAGCGAAACUUUAUCUAUGGACGGCCCGGUCCUGAUGGUAAGCCAGGCCCGGAUGGCAUGGAUGGUCUAAAAGGUAGUUUCGGACGACGUGGUCCAAAGGGUUCAGUUGGUGAGCCAGGCGCUAAUGCGAAGUUCUGUCCGUGUCCGCUGGAGUUUAAGAUGAUAGAAUCUCAAAGUCAACGAAAAAAGGUAAUACGCUUGUUAAGGGAUAAGGCAGCACGAUUGACCACAACGCAGUCUCUUCCAUUUGUUCUUAACAUCACACGUAAAGAUCAAAUCAGAUCUGCUCUAUGA
Anisakis simplex (herring worm) is the source of this 927-nucleotide messenger RNA. NCBI's taxonomy places the organism in Eukaryota, Metazoa, Nematoda, Chromadorea, Rhabditida, Anisakidae. The record is from the annotation of a GenBank genome assembly.